Molecule: messenger RNA, 600 nt
Organism: Diceros bicornis minor
Lineage: Eukaryota; Metazoa; Chordata; Mammalia; Perissodactyla; Rhinocerotidae
Product: keratin-associated protein 4-6-like
Exons: 1
Coding region: 1-600 (199 amino acids)
Cellular component (GO): keratin filament
Source: RefSeq, a predicted model, not a curated record
AUGGUCAGCUCCUGUUGUGGCUCCAUCUGCUGUGACCACAGCUGUGGCCGUGGCCUCAGCCAGGAGAUAUGCUGUCACCCCUGCUGCAUCUCUAACUGCGGCCACGCUUCUUACUGUGGCUCCAAUAGCUGUGGUUCCAGCUGCUGCAUUUCUAGUUGCAGUCGUCCCUCUUGCUGUAUUUCCAGCUGCUACCGCCCCAGCUGCUGCCAGCCCACCUGCUGCAGGACCACCUGCUCUCCCCCCAGCUGCAGUGUGUCCAGCUGCUGCAGGCCCCAGUGCUGCAUCUCCAGCUGCUGCCGCCCCAGCUGCAGCCAAUCUGUGUGUUGCCAGCCCACCUGCUGUCGCCCUAGUUGCUGCCUCUCCAGCUGCUGCCAGCCCUUUAGCUGUGGCUCCAGCUGCUGCCGCCCCAGCUGCUCCAUUUCUAGCUGCUGCCGGCCCUCUUGCUGUGGUUCUAGCUGCUGUGGCUCCAGCUGCUGCCGCCCCUCCUGCUGCCUGCGCCCAGUCUGUGGCCGGGUCUCCUGCCACACCACUUGCUAUCGCCCCACGUGUGUCAUCUCCACCUGCCCCCGCCCCGUGUGCUGCCCCUCCCCUUGCUGCUGA